ACUACAGAAUGUUCUAUUUGUUAUUCUGUGGUAUUAUCUUAAAUCAUGGUAUUUAUUGUCAAUGGUAAUAGUUAUUACUUACUUACUACCUAAUUAUUAUUUAAUUUUUUUUUUUUAAUAUUGAAUAUUAUCCCCACAAAGUGAUGUGUUUAACAAAUAAAAACUUAUAUGAUUUUUUCUACGAAAAUAUAGUAUUUAAUUAAAGUAUUAAUUGAUGUACCUAAUCAAUAAUAUUGAGAUACAAGACGUAUACUAUAUCCGUUUGAUUUUUAUUUAUUUACUUUGAAUUGGAAAUUUGGAAAUGUCUUCUUCGGAUAUUGAUGACAACAGUAUACCGAUAAAUGAUUUACCCAAUGAUACAGAAGCAGCCAUAAGGUAUAUUAAAACAUUAUUACCAGUAACUGUAAAGGAUACAUUUAAAUACCCACCGGUUGUAUUUAUUCACCAACUAUAUGAUAUAGUACAUAAUAAGACAUUAAUUAAUAAAGAGCUGGAGAUAUUAAGAAAGCAGUCCAAGAUACAAAAACUUACAAUUGGAACUUCUGAUUCUUCUUCAGCAUUAAUAUUAUAUGAAGAUUAUGUUAAGUACACAUUAAAUAUAUAUCCAGAAAACCGUUGUGUCAACAAAUUUUUAAACGUUAUUUUACCUUCAAUAAAAUCAUUUGGAGUACAAAAAUGUACAUUGCUUCAACAAUUUAAAUUGCAGCAAUACGAAUUGACAGAAUUGAUCAACUGUGGACUUUUAUUGAUUAGAAAUCAAGAAAGUUAUUGGAUAUCUUUUCCAUCAUCUGGUAACUUUAUAAAGCGUUACAUUGAAGGUCGAAAAUAUAUUAUUCAAAUAAUUAAACGGAGAAAAUUUCAAGAGAUAUUAGAAAGUAGUAAAACAAUUAACAAGUGCACAGAGUAAAAUUGGAAAAAUUGGAAAAAUUGGAAAAAUAAUUACACUGCACAUGUGUCUUCCUAGAUGUUUCAAAAUUCGGAAAUGCACUCUCAACUAUAGCCAACAUUUAAUAUUUCAACUGGUGUCUCCAAAGGAAUCUAGGAAAAAUAAUCUCCUGAAUAAAAACCUCUGGAUAAAAAAUCUACAGCAAAAAAAACACAUAAGUAUACCAACUAUUGGAUACAACUGUCAAAAAUAAUAACUAAUAAUAAUAAAAAAUGAAAAAUUUGAAUGAUAAUUUUUAGAAUAUUAUCUUGGUCAGACAGUUCGAUUGCGCAUAAAUUAAAAAUAAAUAAUAAUUUAUCUAUAUAAUAUUUAGUCGGUCAGUUUAUUACAAAAAAAAGUUUCUCAGACCUCAGUUCGCUUACACAUAAUAUAAAAAAAAUUAUGAUAAUAAUAACUAAUAAUAAUUUAAAAAAAUGAAAAAUUUGAAUGAUAAUUUUUAUAAUUUUAUCUUGGUCAGACAGUUUGCUUAUGAAUAUUUAGUCAGUCAGUUUGUUAUAAAAAAAGUUAGUCAGUUCGCUUGCGUAUGUUAUUAAACACAGCUGUUAAAAAUUCUCCAAUGGUUAUAUUAUUUUUAUUUUGUCUUUUAACUAAUUUAUUUAGACAGAUGUUUUCAAUUUGAUUGUGGCCUUUUAUAUUGUACUACUCUCUUUGGGUUCACCUAAAGCAUCUAUAGCUAACUUGGCUCGAUCAGCAUUAAUUUUGUUUUUAAUUUUUCUUAUAAGUUUCCGUAUUGAGGGCAUUUUUGACCUACAAGUUUUGAGAACCUUUUAUUCAAUUCUUCUUGUUGGUUCUGUUUUAAAAUUAGAGUGAAUUGACCUCUUAUUAAAUUCAAAGGUAAGAUUAUUAUCUAGGCAAUAUUAUAGGCUUUUAUGAUAUUUUAAUUUUAAUGCGAGUUAUGAGUAUUUUAAGAUCUACAAUUAUAUACAAGUAUUUGCUUUGAGGAUUUUUAUCUGGGGGUUUUUGUUCUGAGAAUUUUUUCCAAUUACCCUCCCAAGGGAGUUCUCGCGUCUGUUCUUUAUAAUUUAUGUGCUGCAGAUCAACCUUAUACUUUAGACACCCACAAUGUACAUAAAUACUAUAAAUAAAAUUUGCCUAUUGUUCCUAUAAACAAACUGUAAAUAUCUUGUAAAAAUUUAAAUAAUAUAUAUAUAUUAAUUUAUUGCUUAA
Molecule: messenger RNA, 2113 nt
Organism: Metopolophium dirhodum (rose-grain aphid)
Lineage: Eukaryota; Metazoa; Arthropoda; Insecta; Hemiptera; Aphididae
Product: inactive serine/threonine-protein kinase 19-like
Exons: 5
Coding region: 302-907 (201 amino acids)
Biological process (GO): protein phosphorylation; positive regulation of Ras protein signal transduction
Molecular function (GO): protein serine/threonine kinase activity
Source: RefSeq, a predicted model, not a curated record